AGACUUUAAUUUCUCUUACUUUUUGUUUAUUUGUUUCGAUUUCAAUUGUUUAGUCUACAAUUAUUACUUUUUCGAAUGAAAUGGGUCAUUAAAUGUUAUUUGUGGUCUUAGUAUUGGAAUUAUAUACUGUAUGAAUGAAUUUUGAGGGUUUUUUAAAAAACUUUUUACUUGGUGAAUACAUGUAUUAGAAUGGCUUCGACUCCAGAACUAUAUGAUAUACUUGCUGAACGUUUAGUUGGAGGAGUAGUUUUUGUUUCUGUGCUAAUGAUAACUGGAUUAAUCGGAAACUUGCACGUUCUUCUCGUGUAUAUGUUUCGUAUGAAGUCUUCGAACCAUAGAAUAUUUAUACUUUUUCUUGGCGUCCUGGACUUCCUGGCGUCCUGCCUCGCUAUGCCGUUUACUGUGAUCACCCUCAGACAACCAGAGACUUUUACAAAGACACCAACAUGUAAAUUAUAUUGGUUCGUCAACUAUUUCCUGUGCUCUGCAUCCGGUCUGGCAUUGCUGGCAAUAGCGAUUGAAAGAUACAGAAAGAUCUGUGUUCCCCUGGGAUGGCAGCUAACACGCCGAGUAGCUACCUUGUCCUGUGUUAUCAUCCUUCUUGUCACCACAGCGACCUCUUGGCCUGUACUCAUCUUGGUGGGAACAACAACGGUUCCAACAGCUACACCGCGGAUCACAGAUUCAAUCUGCGCCACUGAGAACAAGGAGAAUUACAGCGCAUACCAGAUAUACUAUCAUAUAGUCCUGUCUCUGAUGGUAUGCCCUUGCUUUGUAGCACUUGUCGUCAUGUACACAUUGAUAUGGAGAGUUGUUAGAAAGUACAACGCAUUGAAACAAAACAGGUACAAGUUUAUCGUCUCUGAGGCAUCGACAGAAUCUGAUCGUAAAACGUCAAUUAAAAACAGUAAAGAAAUCAUACUGGCUGAUUCACAAGAGCAGAAUUUCAACUUUGAAAGACAGAGCAGCAGAAAGUUGCGAACAACGGACCAAAACACGGAAAGUAAUGAUCGUAAAAAGCUUGACAGAGCAAAGAAAACGACCAUUGCUUUCAUCCUGAUCACAGUAAUAUUUUUCAUCAGCUAUAUGCCAUACUUGAUUCUUACCAUUCUGAUAUAUUCCAAAAGCAUCACCAAUCAGACGCCCUCAGAAGUCGUGUUUGUUAACAUUAUACGUUACACACCGUAUAUCAACAACAUGGCCAAUGUCUUUAUCUAUGGCUGCUUUGAUGUAAAAUUUCGACGUGAAGUCGAAAAGUUUUAUAAAAACACAGGAUGCUGGAAAUGGUUCAGAGAGUUAAGACUACAGUAAAUCCAACUUCCAUUGUACUUAUUACAUCUGUACAAAUAGUAAUUAAGUUUAUACCGAUUAAUUUUAGCCCGAUUGUGGUUAAAGAUUAUUUGAACCAUAUUUGAGUCCGCUUCCUGGAAAAAAAACCGGUACUGGUGUCAUAUGAGAAGUCAUGAUCGUGAAGCCAGUUGGGCUCGAACCCAUGACCCCGGGUUGAGCGGCCGACGCCUUAACCACUAAACCACCACUCCAUAGUAUUUGAGCCAGUCAUCAUGCUUGUCAGGAUACGUGUUAUAUGACCCUAGGAAGUGCCUACGCCAUUAGUAUCUUGGGCAAUGAAAUGGGUCCAAUCGCUAAGGUGACUAUGUCUUAGACUAGCUGACAAACGUAAUAGAAUGUCCUUUGUUAAAACGUAUAGCUGGUGAGACCAAAUGUCUCUUAUAUUAAAUUUUCCUCUGGCUACCUUGCCUAAAUAAUUCGUGUACCAAUGAUUCGAAAUUGAUUUCAGUUAUGAGCUAGAUAAUUUCAGGGAUCAGGCAAAAAUCAUUCAAUGUUUCAACUAUCAACCUUCAACUCAAAAUCAGCAGCGUAAACUCCUAUAGGCUGAAGAUACUAUAUUUGACUGGUCUUUGUGUCGAAGUUCCCGUCAGACAAUGUCUUUAACAACAACGUACGAGUCCUAUCGCAUAGAUGCUCAGCCUAUAUUCUCUUAAUUAAAGCUAUAGCUCAGUAAGAUUGCCCUGACUCCUGGAUGCUCAGCGCCUAUACGCUAUCACUUAUAGCAUUCAACUACCAUAUAGGUAUAACCUUGAUGCCUUGGCUGUACUUCGCCAAUAACGCUGAACCACGUCUAUAAGCUGGAACUCUCCUACCUUCUCAGUAGACCACUAACACCUAUGUCUCUGCCUCAGCUUUCCGAUGCUCAGCGUCUAUAGCAUUCAUCGACCCUUAAGGAUAACAUGGUGUAAUAGCCAUAUUUCAUAUCUUGUAACUGGAUGGUAAUAUUUAAAUGAAAUUUGGUCACUUUAAAGACAUUCAUAAUUAAAAAUAUUUCACCAAGGUAUUUUUCAAAAAUUUUAUCAUUUUUUGGGGAGAUAAUCGGUAUUGAAGUUAACAUUGAUGUCUAUGGGAAAUAUAUAAUUUCUUUGAUUAUUAGAAUCUGAACUUGAGUUUCGAGAAAAUUUUGCGGUAGAAAGCUGCAUUAUAUGAUUCUGAUACAAAUAUCAAAAAGAAAUUUAAAAUUCCCCGUAAGGAAAAGUUCUGGUUUUCAGAGGAGAUAACUCAUGAAAAAACAAAAUUAUCAGGGGAGGUAAUCUAAAGGAAAUUUUAGAGAACUUCUGUCACUAUAUAACUUGUCAAUAUGCACCUUAUUUCUAUUGUUAGACAUUCUUAAAGCUUACAUUAUCAAGUUGUAUGUACGCUUUUGGUGAAAUUGAGGCCCAUUACACCAUGUUAUCCUUAAGGUAAAACACCUAUGCGCAGGCCCUAUAGCUCGAAACCUUGUUGAAAUUAUGCAACUCUUCUUUAGUCUAUGAACUUCAAACGUUGUCUUUUUAAUAAUUUAUCCGCCCUGAGAGUAUAGUUGCAAUAACUUCCUCAUCAAGGUACUGGGAUAAAUUAUUAGUAAAAUCCUCGAUGUGUCUUCUUCGAUCGCUGGAUACCGAAUGAUCUCUGUCAUUCAUCUACCUAUUUAUACCUUAGCAGACGCGAGCUUUGAUUGGUGCUAUUUAUAGAACGUGUUCUGAUUGGUCCAAAUUUAUACAUAGUAUUUUUCAACGAGUACUUGCUCUACUAACAAAUAUCUGGUUCCCUUUAACUGUUGUAUAUGACAUAGUGUGUGAUGCUGGGAUCCAGCUAUCAACAUAAUGAAGCCAAAUCAGUCACAAAUGACCCAAGUCCUAUUAUAAACAGCAAUUCAACAAUAAUUAUAGCAAAGGCACCAUGAAAAGGGAGUCAAGCACUAUCUGUGCUUAUGUGUUACGUUAUCAAAAUAUCAGAUAUACAAAUUAUUCUGACAAUGCUAUGUUGAAAAAGGUUUAGAGUAUAAGAAAUUGCAAGUUUGAACUUUUUAUAAGAACAAUCCUAAGCUGAGAAAUUUGCACUUACUACAUUACAUAUUGUAUAUGACAAAGACAAAACAAACUGUGAUUCAAAAUUUUGAUUGCGAAGAAAUCGUCACCGGGAACGAUCUGGUAGUCUAAAGUACUAGUAUUAACAGUGAAGUACGUGUGUAGAAAUAUAACUUCUUUAUUUGAAUGCUGAUUUCAUAUGUAUAAUGAAUAAACAAAUACAGCAUAAAUUAUUUUUUUUACAGAAAUAUGUUUCAUUGGCUUUACAUUUCAUUUCCUUAAGCUAUAUGUGGAAUACAAAAUUACUUAGA
Messenger RNA from Mercenaria mercenaria, 3670 nucleotides. Its product is annotated as trace amine-associated receptor 4-like. Gene Ontology annotation, cellular component: membrane. The transcript is spliced from 2 exons. The coding region runs from base 190 to 1311 and encodes 373 amino acids. Gene Ontology annotation, biological process: neuropeptide signaling pathway. Lineage: Eukaryota; Metazoa; Mollusca; Bivalvia; Venerida; Veneridae. Gene Ontology annotation, molecular function: neuropeptide receptor activity. The record is from RefSeq and is a predicted model, not a curated record.